UGUCAUCCUGCGAGGCCUGACAGCAGAAGAUGGCGGCCAUGGCGGGCGGCGGCGGCGGCGGCGUGAACCCGUUCCUGAGCGACACGGACGAGGACGACGACGAGGUGGCGGCGCGGCGGCCCGGGCUGCGGCUGGGCCCGGACCCCGGCUCGGCGGACUCGCUGUCGCCGCAGGACCCCGCGGCGGCGUCGGGGAGCGCGGCCCGGCCCGGCCUGCCCGGGGAGGCGGCGGCGGCGGCGGCGAUGACAGCGACAGCGGCCCCGACCCCGGCCCCGGGCAGCGGCGCGGAGACCCCGGCGCGCCUGUCGGUGGACGCCAUCGCGGCGCAGCUGCUGCGCGACCAGUACCUGCUCACCGCCCUGGAGCUGCACACCGAGCUGCUGGAGAGCGGCCGCGAGCUGCCCCGCCUGCGCGACUACUUCUCCAACCCGGGCAACUUCGAGCGGCAGAGCGGCACCCCGCCCGGCUUUGGGGCGCCGGGCUUCCCGGGAGCGGCGGGCCUCGGCGCGGCGGGAGGAGGGCGAGAGCCCAGCACGGCGUCUGGCGGGGGGCAGCUCAAUCGAGCUGGGAGCAUCAGUACCCUUGAUUCUUUAGACUUUGCAAGAUAUUCAGAUGAUGGUAACAGGGAGACAGAUGAAAGGGUAGCAGUCCUGGAGUUUGAACUACGGAAAGCCAAGGAGACCAUUCAGGCCCUCCGAGCCAACCUAACAAAGGCUGCAGAACAUGAAGUUCCUUUACAGGAACGAAAAAAUUACAAAUCAAGUCCUGAAAUUCAGGAGCCAAUCAAACCUCUUGAAAAGAGAGCUCUAAACUUCUUAGUCAAUGAAUUUUUAUUGAAGAAUAACUAUAAGCUUACAUCAAUAACCUUUUCAGAUGAAAGUGAUGAUCAGGAUUUUGAACUGUGGGAUGAUGUAGGACUAAACAUUCCAAAACCUCCAGAUUUAUUGCAACUCUACAGAGAUUUUGGAAAUCAUCAAGUGACCAGGAAAGAUCUUGUGGAUGUGGCCAGUGGGGUCCAAGAAGAUGAAUUAGAGACUAUUUCACCAGUUUUGGGCAACGUUCCUCCAAACCUUGAACCUCAGACUGUUGAGAGUUCUUUGCUAAUACAGAAAUUAGAAGAUAAAAUUACGUUAUUAAAUGAUGAAAAAUGGUCUUUGAUGGAGCAAAUCAGAAAACUUGAAAGUGAAAUGGACUUCCUCAAAAAUGAGCACUUUACAACUUCAGUCGUUUGUGACUCUGUUCAUCCUUCUUUACAUAAGUCACUCCACAAAGACUCUGAAGACAGUGAGCAGAAUCCUGUUGUAAAUAGCUCAGACCAGGGGAUAAGCAAGGAUACCCAUAUUUCAAAGGCUGAUGAAGUGGAUUCCACCUUUCCUAAAGAGAACCUCCCAAAUUCUCUUCCCAGGAAAGAUAGAGAAGGAAUGUCAUCCUCCUCACCACCAAGUAAACCUACAGUUCACUUUGACAAACCCAAUAGAAAAUUGUCUCCUGCUUUCCACCAAGCCCUGCUCUCCUUUUGUCGAAUGUCAGCAGAUAGUCGUUUAGGAUCAGAGGUGUCUAGGAUUGCAGAUAGUGAGAAAAACGUUAUGUUAAUGCUGGGUCGCUGCCUGCCACACAUCGUUCCUAACGUUCUGUUGGCAAAGAGAGAGAGAAUGGUUUUGCACCUCUGUCAGGAGCUGAUCCCCCUCAUUCUCUGUACAGCUUGCCUUCACCCUGAGCCUAAAGAGAGAGAUCAGCUGCUCCAUAUUCUUUUCAAUUUGAUCAAGAGACCAGAUGAUGAGCAAAGGCAAAUGAUACUUACAGGCUGUGUGGCAUUUGCGCGUCAUGUUGGACCAACACGUGUAGAGGCAGAACUUUUACCACAGUGCUGGGAACAGAUCAAUCACAAAUAUCCAGAAAGACGAUUACUGGUGGCGGAAUCCUGUGGAGCAUUAGCACCUUACCUUCCUAAAGAAAUCCGUAGCUCCUUGGUUCUUUCAAUGCUGCAACAGAUGUUAAUGGAAGAUAAGGCAGAUUUGGUCAGAGAAGCUGUAAUCAAAAGCCUUGGUAUUAUUAUGGGCUACAUUGAUGAUCCAGACAAAUAUCAACAGGGUUUUGAAUUACUACUCUCCGCCUUAGGCGACCCCUCAGAACGAGUCGUUAGUGCAGCCCAUCAAGUCUUCUUACCAGCGUAUGCAGCCUGGACGACAGAGCUUGGCAACUUGCAGUCUCACCUUAUACCUACAUUGCUCACCAAGAUUGAAAAGCUUCUCAGGGAAGGAGAGCACGGGCUGGACGAACACAAGCUGCACAUGUAUCUGUCUGCUUUGCAGUCUCUCAUCCCACCUCUGUUUGCACUAGUGCUUCAGAAUGCGCCUUUCUCCAGCAGAGCCAAGUUGCAUGGUGAAGUGCCACAGAUAGAAGUGACAAGGUUCCCACGGCCUAUGUCGCCUCUUCAGGAUGUGUCUACUAUUAUCGGAAGCCGUGAACAGCUGGCAGUGCUGCUACAACUUUACGAUUACCAGCUAGAACACGAGGGAACAACUGGCUGGGAGAGUUUACUGUGGGUUGUCAAUCAAUUGUUACCACAACUUAUAGAAAUAGUUGGCAAAAUUAAUGUUACUUCAUCUGCCUGUGUCCAUGAAUUUUCCAGAUUUUUCUGGCGCCUUUGCAGGACAUUUGGCAAAAUCUUUACAAACACUAAGGUCAAACCUCAGUUUCAAGAGAUCUUAAGACUGUCUGAAGAAAACAUUGAUUCCUCAGCAGGAAAUGGGGUCCUCACUAAAGCAACAGUCCCCAUUUAUGCAACAGGAGUCCUUACAUGUUAUAUUCAGGAAGAAGACCGGAAACUCUUGGUUGGAUUCUUAGAAGACGUGAUGACUCUGCUUUCCUUGUCGCACGCUCCUCUUGAUAGCCUGAAAGCUUCUUUUGUUGAAUUAGGUGCAAAUCCAGCCUACCAUGAGUUAUUAUUAACUGUUCUGUGGUAUGGUGUUGUACACACUUCAGCACUUGUGAGGUGUACUGCUGCUAGAAUGUUUGAGCUGUUGGUGAAGGGGGUGAAUGAAACUCUGGUAGCUCAGAGGGUUGUUCCUGCUCUCAUUACUCUCUCCAGUGACCCUGAAAUCUCCGUCAGGAUCGCCACCAUCCCAGCCUUUGGCACUAUUAUGGAAACAGUUAUUCAGAGAGAGUUGCUAGAAAGAGUGAAAAUGCAGUUGGCUUCUUUCCUGGAAGAUCCUCAGUAUCAAGACCAGUAUUCUUUGCAUACAGAGAUCAUAAAAACAUUUGGCCGAGUUGGGCCUAAUGCAGAACCAAGGUUUCGAGAUGAAUUUGUUAUUCCACAUUUGCAUAAAUUAGCCUUGGUGAACAACUUACAAAUUGUGGAUUCCAAAAGACUGGACAUUGCUACACAUCUAUUCGAAGCCUACAGUGCCCUCUCCUGCUGCUUCAUUUCAGAGGAUUUAAUGGUUAAUCAUUUUUUACCUGGCCUCCGAUGUUUACGCACUGAUAUGGAGCACCUUUCCCCCGAGCAUGAGGUUAUUUUAAGUUCCAUGAUUAAAGAAUGUGAACAAAAAAUAGAGAACAAGACUGUUCAAGAGCCUCAAGGCUCAAUGUCGAUUGCUGCAAGCUUAGUGAGCGAAGAUACAAAGACAAAGUUUUUGAACAAAAUGGGCCAGUUAACAACUUCCGGUGCCAUGUUGGCCAAUGUGUUUCAGAGAAAGAAAUAACUCGAGAAGAAAGACCCCUGGAAACACUAAGAUGGACCUCAAGCAGACCCGCUCCUUGUACUUGAAGUACUUUUAUUUGUCUUACAUUCUUGCAUUAUACUUUUCUCCUAACCUCCAAAGAUAUUUGCACUGCUUUUAAUUGCUGUAUAUCUGUUUGUUUUUGGAGUUGUGGCUGUGGUGAUGGAAAAUUGAGUCUGCAGUCUAGACUCCAAGUCCCUCUUCUGUGUUCUUGUCUUUUGAAAUAAUUUUUAUAUAUAUAUACAUAUAUAUGGUGAAGAGUUGUUUUGUUUUUUUAUUUUAAUUUUUGGAUGGGAUAUCAGCAAAUAUCUGUAUUAUACACUAAGCUAUUACAAUGGUACUUAAAAUAAUGUAAAUUUGAAGUCAUUGUUAUAAAGUAAUAAAGUGGAGAUUACUUAAGUAUUUAAAUUAUGAAGAAUAAUGCAGACUUUUUAUUGUUUCUUAACUGACUAGAAAGAGCCACCAGCAUUACUCUGUGCCUUUGGACUUCAGUUUGUGUGUCUGUAGGAACUGUUUGCAUUCCAUUCACACAGUCUAUAGUGCUGUGCUGAAUUUGAAUUACAAAUCCUACAGUAAGUAGACAAUAAUGAAACUCUCAACAUUUCAAAGCUCUCAUGAAUAUUCUUUAAGUGCUAUUUAAGUCUCCCUAGCAUUUACAUGCGUGAAAUGAAUUUACCUGAGGAAAGAUAGCACAUAAGCAGAGGGAGUGGUACCAAGGUGAAUUUUACAAACUGGUGUGUAAUAGAUUCAAAUAUAUGUAAGAAGUGAGAAUAAUUGUAAAAUUGUUUCCCGAGUUGAAUUGCUAAAGAAAGUAUGAUUUAUAUCUUAAAUUUAAAGCUUACUUGCUUAAAAAAAAAUUAAAGGCUAUUUUCCAGUGAUUUUAAUUUCAACGAUUAUCUUUUUAUUCUGUGUGUUACAGAAAAGUACCGAAAAGUUAAGGACAUUGCAGGUUGGGCUAAAAAAGGACUUUGGAUAAAGGAUGGCUAACAGGUAGUUAUCACCUUGCUCCUUAAAGUUAGUGGCCCUUCUUGAGUAUUUAUUACUUAGUCUUAAGUCAGUGUACAGUUACCCUGGAAUUUAGUGGUUGUUUAUACAGUAAUACAACUUGGCGUAGAAAAGAGAGCUACUGAAUUUAGAAGGAGGUGAUUGGUGUGAGGGGUUAAUGUGAGGCCUUUUUAAAAAAAUUAAUAUUUUGAUAAGAGAAUUCUCAUUUGAGCACAGUUGAUGCACAUAGUAAUUCUCCCAUUUGUUGUACAGACUGGUUUGAUAUUCUCCAAGCAUAGCUGAGUUACAUUCACUUCCUGGGAAAGCUAGUUUACCGCACAGUCAAGCUUAAAACAAGUUGCCAUAGGCAAAGCCACUUCAAAGUUCCUGCUGAAAUGACAUCUCUUACCUACAGUGUUAGCUAGUGCUUCUGAAAACUGUUGGAUUCUAGGCAUUCCUGAGAAACUGAAAGUGGCUUCUUUUCAUGUCAAACAAUGUUGAUCUGUGAUAAAUAAAAUGUUUUGCAAUA
Suncus etruscus (white-toothed pygmy shrew) is the source of this 5235-nucleotide messenger RNA. RefSeq names its product RAB11 binding and LisH domain, coiled-coil and HEAT repeat containing (gene RELCH). Gene Ontology annotation, molecular function: protein binding. The transcript has 30 exons. Gene Ontology annotation, biological process: intracellular cholesterol transport. Lineage: Eukaryota; Metazoa; Chordata; Mammalia; Eulipotyphla; Soricidae. The coding region runs from base 30 to 3704 and encodes 1224 amino acids. The record is from RefSeq and is a predicted model, not a curated record. Gene Ontology annotation, cellular component: recycling endosome; trans-Golgi network.